This is a messenger RNA of Mus caroli (Ryukyu mouse), 906 nucleotides long. RefSeq names its product vomeronasal type-1 receptor 49. NCBI's taxonomy places the organism in Eukaryota, Metazoa, Chordata, Mammalia, Rodentia, Muridae. Gene Ontology annotation, molecular function: pheromone receptor activity. Gene Ontology annotation, biological process: G protein-coupled receptor signaling pathway. Gene Ontology annotation, cellular component: membrane. The record is from RefSeq and is a predicted model, not a curated record.
UGAUCCUUGGUGAGAACAGGCCUAAGCCCAUUGAUCUCUACAUUACUUUCUUGUCCCUAACCCAACUAAUAUUCCUUAUAACUAUGGGACUCAUAGCUGUGGACAUGUUUAUAUCUCAGGGGAUAUGGGAUUCUACCACAUGUCAAUCACUUAUCUAUUUGCACAGGCUUUUGAGGGGCCUCUCCCUUUGUGCUACCUGUCUGCUGAAUGUCCUUUGGACCAUCACCCUUACUUCUAGAAGCUUCUGUUCAACAAAGUUUAAACAUAAAUCUCCNCAUCACAUCUCAGGUGCCUUUAUUUUCUUCUGUGUUCUCUAUAUGUCUUUUAGCAGUCACCUCUUCAUAUCGAUUAUUGCUACCCCCAACUUGACCUCAGAGGAUUUUAUGUAUGUUACUCAGUCCUGCUCAAUUCUACCCAUGAGUUACUCCAGGACAAGCAUGUUUUCUGCACCUAUGGCCAUCAGGGAAACAUUUCUUGUCAGUCUCAUGGCCCUGUCCAGUGGGUACAUGGUGGCUCUCCUUCAGAGGCACCAGAAGCAGGCCCAGCACCUUCAUAGCACCAGCCUUUCUUCAAAAACAUCCCCAGAGCAAAGGGCCACGAGGACCAUCAUGCUGCUCAUGAGCUUCUUUGUGGUUCUCUACAUUUUGGAAAAUGCUGUCUUCUACUCAAGGAUAAAGUUUAAGGAUGGCUCAAUAUUGUACUGUAUCCAAAUUAUUUUGUGUCAUAGCUAUGCCACAGUCAGCCCUUUUGUUUUUAUUUGCACUGAAAAGCAUAUAAUUAAGUUUUGGGAGUCAAAGUGUGGCAGAAUAGUAAAUAUUUGAUUAUUCAGUGAUGGGUAUGGACUGUGAAUAUAAUCCAAUAUGUUGUCAUCAGAGCUUUGGGUCAUGACAUAUUUGGAACAUUUUA